Juglans microcarpa x Juglans regia is the source of this 1795-nucleotide messenger RNA. Its product is annotated as glucose-6-phosphate/phosphate translocator 1, chloroplastic. Lineage: Eukaryota; Viridiplantae; Streptophyta; Magnoliopsida; Fagales; Juglandaceae. The coding region runs from base 303 to 1472 and encodes 389 amino acids. Gene Ontology annotation, biological process: transmembrane transport. The transcript has 5 exons. Gene Ontology annotation, molecular function: antiporter activity; triose-phosphate transmembrane transporter activity; phosphoglycerate transmembrane transporter activity. Gene Ontology annotation, cellular component: Golgi apparatus; membrane. The record is from RefSeq and is a predicted model, not a curated record.
UCUUUUACUCUUGCGUAAUUGUAGAUCAUCCAAAGUUACACUCUCACAGUUUGUCGUGGUGAUUUUAGAUCAUCACCCAAUACUGUUUUCUAUUUUUGUUUUUUUGUGAUCGCUGGAAAGUUUUCGGUCAAAACCAAAGAUUUUGACAAUCAAUUCUUCAAAUGUCAUAAAGGUUUUGGCUUUCCCUUCUAAAAGUCUCAUAGCUCAUGAUCUCCUUGAAGGUUUAUAUUUUUCUGAUCGUUUAUUAAGAGAUACCCAGAAAACCAUUGGGAUUUUCUUUCGAGAGUUCCAUCGUUAACGCCAUGAUUUGCUCUGUGAGACAAUCUGUUACGAAGACGAUCAAUGGUUCCGAUUUUUUUCUCCGGGAGAGGUCUCCGGCACAGCCGCUUCAGCGAUCCUCGCUGUUUUUUCCGGCGCUGCAGAAACCGCAGCGAUUCGCUGUAUCAGUUUCGAAGCCUUUGCAUGUAUCCUCGGUUGAGAAUCUGAGUUUGAAAGGUCCGAGAGACUCGGUCAUAUGCGAGGCUUACGAGGCGGCGGACAGCUCGAGGCCGGUCGAGCAGGAGGCGAAAUCGGAGGCGGCGAAGAAGGUGAAGAUCGGAGUGUAUUUCGCGACAUGGUGGGCUUUGAAUGUGGUGUUUAAUAUCUACAACAAGAAGGUUCUGAAUGUGUACCCGUACCCAUGGCUGACCUCGACACUCUCGCUUGCGUGUGGUUCUCUAAUGAUGCUGAUCUCCUGGGCCACGAGGAUCGCCGAGGCGCCGAAGACUGAUUUUGAGUUCUGGAAGACUUUGUUUCCGGUUGCAGUGGCGCAUACAAUUGGGCAUGUUGCGGCAACUGUGAGUAUGUCAAAGGUUGCUGUUUCAUUCACCCAUAUCAUCAAGAGCGGUGAGCCUGCUUUCAGUGUAUUGGUUUCGAGGUUCCUAUUGGGCGAGAGCUUCCCGGUGCCAGUUUACCUGUCACUUAUUCCCAUCAUCGGUGGUUGUGCUCUUGCUGCCGUGACUGAGCUCAACUUCAACAUGAUUGGUUUUAUGGGGGCUAUGAUAUCAAACUUGGCGUUUGUCUUCCGGAACAUAUUUUCGAAGAAGGGCAUGAAGGGGAAGUCUGUCAGUGGAAUGAACUAUUAUGCUUGUCUGUCUCUGUUGUCCCUUUUAAUUCUCACACCAUUUGCUAUUGCUGUGGAGGGACCGCAGAUGUGGGCAGCUGGUUGGCAAACAACCAUGUCUCAGAUCGGACCCCAGUUCGUAUGGUGGCUGGCAGCCCAGAGUGUUUUCUAUCAUCUCUACAACCAGGUGUCAUACAUGUCCCUCGACCAGAUCUCUCCCUUGACAUUUAGUAUUGGAAACACCAUGAAACGAAUAUCUGUCAUAGUCUCUUCAAUCAUCAUCUUCCACACGCCGGUUCAGCCCAUCAAUGCACUUGGAGCUGCCAUUGCAAUCCUUGGAACCUUCUUGUAUUCCCAGGCAAAGCAGUAAGAAUCCCCGGGUUCUAAAAUCAGACUCAUUAUGUAACAUAAAAUAAACGAUGGAAGAGAAUGGCUUCAAAAUCUGCUCCUGCAGAUGAGAGCUGCUUUCAGAAUCUCCAUGGCUGCUAUUGGAUUUUGUUUUUGUUUUUGUUUUCUUAUUCAGAUGAAAAUAGAGUUGGUCUUGUUGUAGUUAAUGAUAAUUAUAGUUCGAGACGUAUUGUUUGCACGGGGUAACGGGGUUUCUUAGGAAAGUUUUUGAAUAAAACAAGGAAAAUGCCCCAAUCCUUGUCUGUUUUGAGAAACGAUAAUAUGGCAAUUUGCACUUGGAUUUGU